CGUCGCGACACGACACGCCCCUCACUCGCUACUCGGAACAGACAAGGCCGUGAAGCUGCCAGGACACUCGCCGCGACCCCUUCACAGCCUCCAUCGCGUCCUGGGCACUUCCACGCGGCUGCAGCUGCCAUACCCCGCCAUCAUGGCCGUCUCCAUGAUAGACAUCCAGCGAGAGCUCAUUCUCACCACCAUCCGCUCCACCACGCGCGGCGAUUGGAAGGUCCUCAUCGUCGACGAAGACAGCAAGAAGCUCCUAGACAACGUCGUCAAGGAAGAUGACAUCCUCAACUCCAACAUCACCAACAUCGAGCGCCUCGAGGACCGGCGCGAGACGCAGCAGGACAUGGACGCCAUCUACAUCCUCACCCCGAAGCCACACAUUGUCGACUGCAUCAUGGCCGACUUUGAGCGCCGGAGAUACAGGGGCAUGUUCCUGAUAUGGACUACCUUGCUCCCACCGCCGCUCAAGGAGCGCAUCGAUCGCUCGCAGAUGGCUCGAGAGCAGAUCAGGAACUUCAGGACGGUCCACCUCGACUACCACCCUCAAGAGUCGCACCUCAUCACCUUCAAGGACCCCUGGAGCUUCCCCAUUCUCUUCCACCCAGAGUGCAACAACGUCGUAGUCCGUCACAUGGAGGAGCUUGCCGAGAAGAUCACUGGAGUCUGUGUCGCGCUCGGUGAAUACCCCAUUGUUCGGUACUACCGACCGCGGGCCCCGACCCACGAGGCCAGCGUCCUCUGUUCACACCUCGCGCGCUUCGUCCAAGACAAGCUGGACAUGUACGUCCAGUACAACCAAGACUUCCCACCGCAAUCGCAGCGGCCUCGUGGCGCUCUGUACAUCACCGAUCGAACCAUGGAUCUCAUGGCUCCCUUUUUGCAUGAAUUCACAUACCAGGCAAUGGCGCUCGAUUUGCUGCAGAUCAACGAAGGCGACAAGAUCACCUACAAAGCCAUUGUCAACGACGACGGUCCCGACGCAGAAGAGAAGGAGAUGGAGCUGACCGACAAGGACAAGCUGUGGGUGGAGAACCGCCAUCGCCAUAUGAAAGAUACUCUCGACACGGUCAUUGGUAACUUCCAAAAGUUCAUCGCCGAAAACUCCCAGUUCACCAAGCAGGACGCGCAGGCCGCGGCUGGCAUGAAUGGACUGAAUGCAAUCAAAGACAUGAUGGCCGGACUCCCGCAAUUCCAAGAAAUGAAGGAGGCCUACUCUUUGCACCUUGACAUGGCGCAGAAGUGCAUGGACAUAUUCCAGAAACACAAGCUGAUGGAUCUGGCAUCGAUAGAACAGUGUCUGGCCACUGGGCUGGAUGAAGAAUACCGCAAACCAAAGAACAUGGACGACCAGAUUGUGCGGACUCUGGACGAGGACGCAGUGACACCCGCUGACCGACUGCGUCUUCUUGCCCUUUACGUUUUGUUCAAGGGAGGCAUCUUGCCGGCUGAUCUUCAGAAGCUAUUGUUCCACGCACAGCUUCCCCCCGGCGACGCCAGUAUCAUCCGCAAUCUUGACCUUCUCGGCGCGCGAAUUGCCAGACAGUUUAAAGAAAAACGAGAACCACCUCCCCUUCUGUUCCCUCAAAAACCUCCACCGCUCGAAGCAGAAGAAUACGGUCUCUCCCGAUUCAACCCGACAUUGCAAGACAUGCUAGAACAACACGUCCAAGGCACACUAGCACAGGACAUCUUCCCCUUCACCAAGAUGUCGCCCGACGACCCUAACAUGGCGCAAGACAACACCCCCGCCGCAGCAUCUCUCCGCUCCGCAAAACCAAAAUGGGCGAAGUCGCGCCUCACAAGCGUGGAGCCCCGGCAGCGCGUCAUCGUCUUCAUGGCCGGCGGCGCAACAUACUCCGAGUCGCGUGUCUGCUACGACGUCACCAACAAGACAUCUAGGGAUGUCUUCCUCGUCACAUCCCACAUGAUGAAGCCAUCGCUUUUCCUCCGUCAAGUCGGCGACCUGAGCCAGCAGCGCCGCGCUCUCCGUCUGCCUAUGGACAUGCCACCUCCCAAAGCCCCAGCCCAUCUUUUCGAAAAACCAGAACCGCCCAAACCUGUGGCUCCUCCUGUCCUUACGAGACCAGCGGCUCCAGUAAGCACGCCGUCAGCACCGCGGCCAGGUGGACCAGCUCCCCCGACAGCGGCUAUGGGGGCGAUCAACCUGAACGCAGGCAAGGCACCCGCUCCAACACCCAGUCCGGCGCCGGCGUCGAGUGGGGGGAAGUAUGGCAAGGAGGAGGAAAAGAAGAAGAAAAAGCACCAUUUCUUUUCGUCGAAGCGUUAGUGACGCGGUUGGCUAUUUAGUGUGUGUGCGUGUGCGUGCAUGGCGAGCGGGUAUCUUGAGGUUUUGGCAUUGCGGUGGCGUUGAGCGCUGAAUUGGGUUUGUUUGAUAUGGCUGUACUUGGGUACUAGUUUUUGGUCUCUUGCGAUAUGGCAUGGGAGUGGGUAGAUGGAUGGCGCUGUAUUUAUCGCUUGUGUGUAUAUACACUUUCGAGAUCUUCGCUUUUCAUUCUUCGCUUUUAUGUUG
This is a messenger RNA of Dothidotthia symphoricarpi CBS 119687, 2530 nucleotides long. RefSeq names its product Sec1-like protein. The transcript is spliced from 7 exons. The record is from RefSeq and is a predicted model, not a curated record. Gene Ontology annotation, molecular function: syntaxin binding. The coding region runs from base 143 to 2287 and encodes 714 amino acids. Gene Ontology annotation, biological process: intracellular protein transport; vesicle-mediated transport. Gene Ontology annotation, cellular component: secretory granule; plasma membrane. NCBI's taxonomy places the organism in Eukaryota, Fungi, Ascomycota, Dothideomycetes, Pleosporales, Dothidotthiaceae.